Messenger RNA from Etheostoma cragini (Arkansas darter), 1083 nucleotides. It is a transcript of the gene pigk, whose product is annotated as phosphatidylinositol glycan anchor biosynthesis, class K. Gene Ontology annotation, cellular component: GPI-anchor transamidase complex. Gene Ontology annotation, biological process: proteolysis; attachment of GPI anchor to protein; protein localization to cell surface. NCBI's taxonomy places the organism in Eukaryota, Metazoa, Chordata, Actinopteri, Perciformes, Percidae. The record is from RefSeq and is a predicted model, not a curated record. Gene Ontology annotation, molecular function: GPI-anchor transamidase activity. The transcript is spliced from 10 exons. The coding region runs from base 31 to 1083 and encodes 350 amino acids.
ACUUCCUUGGUGCACACCUCUGGUUGCACAAUGGAAGCACUUACAUUUUUCAUCUUAUUUUCAACAUUUUUAUCAGCUAACAGCAUUAACGUUGAGGAGAACGCAGGGCAGUUUUUCAGCAGUGGUCAUACUAACAACUGGGCGGUUCUGGUGUGUACAUCGAGAUUCUGGUUCAACUACCGUCAUGUGGCCAAUACUCUGUCCGUCUACAGAAGUGUUAAGAGGCUGGGCAUUCCUGACAGCCACAUAGUUCUCAUGCUGGCUGAUGACAUGGCUUGUAAUCACAGAAACCCCAAACCUGCCACAGUGUUCAGCCACAAGAACAUGGAGCUGAAUGUGUACGGGGACGAUGUGGAGGUGGAUUACCGAGGAUAUGAGGUGACAGUGGAGAACUUCCUGCGUGUUUUGACUGGCAGACUGCCAACCAGCACACCACGCUCAAAACGACUCCUGUCUGAUGACCGGAGCAACAUCCUCAUAUAUCUAACAGGCCAUGGCGGAAAUGGCUUUCUGAAGUUCCAGGACUCUGAGGAGAUAAGUAAUGUGGAACUGGCCGAUGCUUUUGAGCAGAUGUGGCAGAAAAGAAGGUACAAUGAGCUGCUCUUCAUCAUUGACACCUGUCAGGGCGCUUCCAUGUAUGAGAGGUUCUACUCUCCAAACCUAAUGGCGUUGGCCAGCAGUCAAGUUGGAGAGGACUCCCUGUCGCAUCAGCCAGAUUUGGCUAUAGGAGUCCAUUUGAUGGACCGCUACACCUUCUACCUGCUGGAGUUCCUGGAGGACAUCCACCCUGCAAGCAAAGCCAACAUGAAUGACCUGUUCAAAGUAUGUCCGAAGAGUCAGUGUGUGUCCACACCAGGCCACCGUACUGACCUUUUCCUGAGGGACCCAGGAAGUGCCCUCAUCACAGAUUUCUUUGGUAGUGUGCGCAAAGUCGAGAUCACCAUGGAAACCAUCAACUUGACCGACCCCAUCAAGGAGGCUGAGCAGACUCCCAUGAAUGAAAAGCCGCAAAAAGUGACAUACUCGUAUGUGGACCAGCUGCCAGUGUCUGAGAUCAUCCAUCAGGUAAGAGACCCACACUAA